Messenger RNA from Exophiala oligosperma, 2189 nucleotides. RefSeq lists its product as uncharacterized. Bases 1 to 1896 code for a protein of 631 amino acids. The record is from RefSeq and is a predicted model, not a curated record. Lineage: Eukaryota; Fungi; Ascomycota; Eurotiomycetes; Chaetothyriales; Herpotrichiellaceae. Gene Ontology annotation, biological process: protein phosphorylation. The transcript has 3 exons. Gene Ontology annotation, molecular function: protein kinase activity; ATP binding.
AUGGAAGCUCUUGCAACGGCUGCGGCUCUUGCAGGACUAGUCGAUCUGAUCAUCAAGUACGGCGAGAAGCUCAUCGAAAGAUGCAAAGCAUACGCCCACGCCGAAACGGCUCUGGUCGAGUUGACCAUCCGCCUUCAAAAUCGGUGGUAUAAAGUCAAAGCCCAAGUUUCGGUCUUGAAAGAACGAGCGAAUGAACUCGAAAAAUCAUUCUUGUUGAUUCAAUCCAGGACUCUUCACGUCUUGGAAAGCAAGCUCUACCAAGCGGACAUUAGUGUGCAGCAUUUCCUACCACAAAACCAAACCACAGAAGGAGGAGGAGGAAUUAUGGGUGCCAUUAUCCUGCCCUUUUCGCACAUGAACCAGCAAAAGAAAAUGACCAGCAAAGCAAAGGCCGAAUAUGCGCUUCGUUUCAAGACUAUGAACGGCAUCGUCGACAGUAUCAAGGAUUGGCAGGCCGAAUUCGAUCCUUCUUGGUACUUUACCAUUGUGACACUGAAAAAAACCCUCGACGCUCCGCAGGAAGAUCGGCUGGGCGUCGUAAGGGGAGCGAGAGCUUUUCGAGAAGCUCGCGUGGGUGUUUUUCACGGGCAUCCUCCGGCAAAUGGUCAACUUGCCGCCGCUGCCGCUCAAGUAUUACCGGCAAAUACCGCUGUUCCAGAGGUCGACAUAUUCGUCCACCCGGACAUUUUGGCCUCUGAAAAAAGACUCCUAUUGUACUCUCCCUUUUCCGUGACCGAGGAGAAGAAGAAAAUGCCGAUCCCAGAAGGAGCCGAAGCCGAAGCUAGAGAAGAAGAAGCUUGGGAGGAAAACGAAGACGAGGAAGACGAGCAAAACUUGAUCGUCGUCGAGACCGUCAGAUACGGUCCGUACAUCGACAUCAAUCAGACGACGAGCAACAUUCGAAGAUUGGCACGGGUACUAUCAAGCAUUGACCCAAUGGUAUUUGGGCUGUUACGAUGUCGCGGAGUCAUUAGUUCCCAUCGUCUCGUCACUACUACUACUACGACGACGACGACAAAAGUUCAGAGGACCGAUGAUAUUCAAAUGUCCAUUCUCUUCUCGGUCCCAGAAGGUUUGGAUACGCCUAGAAGUUUCCGUCGCGUCUUGAUCAAUCAGACACCGUGCCCUCUGAACGAACGCAUCGACCUGGCAAAACGGCUUUGCAACGCGGUGAGUUUCGUCCACACUUCGGGAUUCGUACAUAAGAAUGUGAGACCAGAGACUCUACUCUUGUUUUCCGACCGCAAAGAUUCCAACAACGUCAAUGGUACAUCACCAUACCUGGGUCAUGCUUUUUUGGUAGGAUUCUCCGAGUUUCGUUUGGCCGAAGGACAAUCUUACCUUCGAGGUGAUGAUAUAAUGGCACGUAAUAUAUACCGUCACCCCGAUCGUCAAGGUUCACAUCCGUACCUCAAACACACCAUGCGACACGACAUUUACAGUCUCGGGGUGUGCCUUUUGGAGAUUGGGCUUUGGUUUUCGUUUGUGGAUUACGUCGAAGACUCGAGAGGUGUCGUUCGACCCGAGGUCUCGGACCGUCUCAGAGCCGCGGUCAUGUCACCAUUCGACGACGACCACGAAGGACAAGAACGGAAAAUCUGGACGGAAAAGGACGCGGUCAAGAAAGCAAACAACGUCAAGGCGGUCCUGACGAUCUUGGCCGAUACUCGUCUCCCCACCACCAUGGGCCAAGAGUAUGCCGACCUGACGGUGUCGUGUCUGGCGUGUGGCGAUGUUGACGAUGUCGACGACGACGCUGAUCCCGACGGUGUGGUUGGGGAAGACCAUGUGGGAGGUGGAAACGGAGAAAAGGAAAAAGAAGAAGGAGAAGAUGUCGCGCUAGGGGUGGGAUUCAUACAACAUGUCAUUCGGAGGAUUCACGAUAUUCGUGUUUGACUACCUAGGUAGAUACUUUCGUAUGGGGAUGGACGAUCAAAAGGGGAAAAAGGGCAAGAACCAAAAACAAAAGGGCAGUGGUAUCCAGUCAGUCCAGGAUCAACCAGGUUAACUUUUUGUUCGAAUGAGAAAAGAGAAAUCAAAGGGAGAAGUUGAGGACUCUUGUCAAAGUGUCGAGAAUAAAAUCAAGGGGGAAAUACCUACCAAGUCAGUUGCUGCAGUCAAGUAGUUGAUGGGAAAACCACCGGGAAGUGAGCAUUGAAUCUUUUGGCCUACCAUACCCGUAUGCGAAC